UCAUCGCAGCGCCCAGCCAGCCCUCCAAGUCCUUCCUCGCCUCCUCCCCCCCGCCGCCCUCCGCCAUGCCCGUCUCCCCCGCGGGCACCACCCGCGCACGCUCCUCCUCCCCGCCCCCGUCCAGCUCGCCCGCCGCAGCCAGCCACCUCUCCCGCGACUCCGCAUCCUCCCUCUCGCCCGGCUUCGCACUCACCCAGACCGUCUCGCGCGGCUCCCUCGGAGCAGGCGGCGCCGGCUUCCAGAUCCUCGAUGUGGACAACAUGAUCCAGCGGCUGCUCGAGGCGGGCUACAGCGGCAAAGUCACAAAGAGCCCCCCGCUGAAGAAUGCAGAGAUCACCAGUGUCUGUGCGGCGGCGAGGGAAGUGUUUCUCAGCCAGCCGACGCUCAUCGAGCUCAGUCCGCCCGUCAAGAUUGUCGGCGAUGUGCAUGGACAGUACGCCGAUCUGCUGAGAAUGUUUGAAAUGUGUGGAUUCCCGCCGGCGGCAAACUAUCUGUUUCUGGGCGAUUACGUCGACCGGGGAAAGCAGUCCCUCGAGACCAUCCUUCUUUUACUCUGCUACAAGAUCAAGUAUCCUGAAAACUUUUUCCUCUUGCGCGGCAACCACGAGUGUGCCAACGUCACAAGAGUAUACGGUUUCUACGACGAGUGCAAGCGCCGGACAAACAUCAAGAUCUGGAAGACAUUUAUCGACGUGUUCAACACUCUCCCCAUCGCGUCCAUCGUCGCCAGCAAGAUCUUUUGUGUUCAUGGUGGACUGAGUCCCAGCCUGAAGAGUAUGGACGAUAUCAGGAGGAUCCAAAGGCCGACAGACGUGCCCGACUAUGGACUCCUCAACGAUCUAGUAUGGUCCGAUCCAUCGGAUACCGCGCUCGAUUGGGAGGAUAACGAACGGGGCGUGUCGUUCUGCUAUGGCAAGAGUGUUAUCAAUGCCUUCUUGGCGACUCAUGACAUGGACCUUAUAUGUCGAGCACACAUGGUUGUAGAGGAUGGCUACGAGUUUUACAAUGACCGGACACUUGUCACAGUAUUCUCCGCUCCCAAUUAUUGCGGCGAGUUUGACAACUUUGGAGCAGUCAUGUCAGUUUCAGAAGACUUGUUAUGCUCCUUUGAGCUUCUCAAACCCUUGGACGGCGCGGCAUUGAAAAAGGAAAUGACAAAGUCUAAACGGAAAUCACUACAAGCACACCAGUCACCUCCGAAUAACCCUAUGGCUCAAAGCUUUUAAAGAUGCCUCUGCCACGCCUCGACAAUCCCCACAUUUCCGCAAAUGUCAUUUCCGCAAAUGUAAUAUAUCAAGACGAUCAAACAAAGACACACACAAGCACAUCCACAUAUCCACAGUCUUACGUCUGCUCUCCCAUAUAUUCCCAAAACAUCCACUCUUCACAAACAUUCCUUGUACCUUUUUUUUUUUUUCCUCCCAUUUUUCUCUUUCAACAAACAAUCCCAUUUUUCUUUUUAUUCGCAAAUCGGAGCAUGGGGAGAUUAAUUGUGUAACUAUAUAAAACAGCUGUAGGGGGGGGUACACAAAACAAUGAACAAAAACCAAACGAAAAACCCAAAAACCCAAAAAACGAAAAAUAGCCAACCAAAAAACACGGUGAUGACGAUGAUGAUGAAGCUAUACGGAAAAAGCAAACGAACGGCAAAGGCACAAAGGAGGGCGGUUUUGCAAUGGGUCCGCGGCGCACACGCCACAUUGAGAAGGGAAAAAAAAAAUUCCGUGCUGGGGCGUGUGUUGUCUGGUGUGUGUAGACGGACUUUUUCUUUCUCGUUCUUUUUUUCAUUAAAACCUCUGGCGAGAGGAAGAAGAAGGGAAAAAAAAGGAGAGGCGCGCCUUUUCUUCCUUCCUUCCUUCCUUCCUUCUCCCUGUGUUAUUCUUUAAACAAGGUAUAUUUGGUCGUUUAUUGGUUGUCAAUGAUUACUAUUCCCCAUACUUUUCGUCUUGUCGUUAUGGGAUCGAAAUUGAGUAUAUGUGCAGUGAUCCGUAGUUUGACAUGGUUGAGACUCUUCCUUAUUCGCGGUUUUUAUUUUUCAGUCAACAGUCGCGCGAUUUUUUUUUAUAAAAGACCUCUCUGCUUUUCUGCUUAUCAGUCGAUACGUCAC
Molecule: messenger RNA, 2107 nt
Organism: Cryptococcus deneoformans JEC21
Lineage: Eukaryota; Fungi; Basidiomycota; Tremellomycetes; Tremellales; Cryptococcaceae
Product: protein serine/threonine phosphatase, putative
Exons: 6
Coding region: 66-1226 (386 amino acids)
Cellular component (GO): nucleus; cytoplasm
Molecular function (GO): protein serine/threonine phosphatase activity
Source: RefSeq, a predicted model, not a curated record